Molecule: messenger RNA, 709 nt
Organism: Hippocampus comes (tiger tail seahorse)
Lineage: Eukaryota; Metazoa; Chordata; Actinopteri; Syngnathiformes; Syngnathidae
Product: guanine nucleotide exchange factor VAV3-like
Exons: 7
Coding region: 41-694 (217 amino acids)
Biological process (GO): regulation of GTPase activity; cell migration
Cellular component (GO): plasma membrane; cytoplasm
Molecular function (GO): guanyl-nucleotide exchange factor activity
Source: RefSeq, a predicted model, not a curated record
UUAGGAUGCUCUAAAGAUAUCAUAUCAUAUCUUCAUUUGCAUGCAGGUUAUGGACACACUUUCGAAGCUUUCUCACACAACGAUUGCACAACAAACUGUAAGCAGGUCUUUUCCAACCGAAGAAAGUCUUGAAGAUGAGGAUAUCUAUAACCACCUUGAGGACCUAAUAGAUGAAAACCGGGUGGAAGAUGAGGAGGACCUGUAUGACUGCGUGUAUGAUGAUGAAGAGGGCGGUGAAAUCUAUGAGGAUCUGAUGAAAACGGAAGCUCUCGCCCCCCCGGUGUUCCAGAAACAGGCAGAGAUUGACAUCAGAAGUUGCUGUUUAACAGAAAUCAAGCAGACAGAAGAGAAAUUUUCUGACACCCUGGACUCAAUAGAAAAGAACUUUAUGACACCUCUCACUGGGUUUUUAUCCACGGCUGAGAUGGAAAAAGUGUUUGUGAAUAUACCGGACCUGGUGAAAGUUCACAAAAGUUUACUGCAGGAAAUUCAAGACUCAGUCCAACACAGAAGUGCCCAAAAUCUACACCAGAUCUUUAUUGCAUUCAAAGAAAGAUUGCUAAUCUAUGGGAAAUACUGCAGCGAUGUGGAGACAGCCAUUGCCACGCUCGACAGUAUAUGUAAAGACAGAGAGGACGUCCGCAUGAAGCUUGAGGUAAAACGAUUUCUUCUUUUCAGUCACUUCAGUCAGUGAUGUAUUCCAGCAAAG